AUGGAUUCUAUUAGGGAUUGGAAUGUGGUUCGAAGUAACAAUGAAAAAUUGGGAGGAAACAAUGUGCCAAUAAGGGUGCUCAAAGAAUUUAAUGAAGUUAUUAACAGUUUAGCUCUCACUGAUAUACCUGUUAUUAAUGGAAGUUAUACUUGGUGCAAUAAUAGAAGGGUUGCUAAGAGGAUUUAUGUUCAGUUGGACCAUGCAAUGGUUGAGCUUGAAAAUAGUCAAAUUGCUUUAUCUUCCAAUCCUUUGUGUGAGGACAGUAUUCAAAGGGAGGUUGAUGCUAGACAAGGUUAUGAAUCUACUUUAUCAAAUGAAGCAAUCCUCUUAUCUCAAAAAUCUAGAUUGAAGUGGACUAAAGAGCAGGACAGAUGCUCUAAAUAUUUUUAUCAGAAAAUUAAGGAUCGUAGGUACUAUAUUGAGCUGUUUUCUUCUAAAGGCCAAACCAGUAUUCCCUUAGCAGUUUAUUUAAGGAAAACUCUUAAUUGUGAAGAUGCUGCAGUUCUUGAAGUUCUAAUUACUAGGGAGGAAGUUAAAAGGACUAUUUUCAGUAUGGGAAUAGACAAAGCCCUUGGACCAUAUGGUUUUACAGUUCAUUUUUUUAGAGUUUACUGGGAUAUCAUUAGAGUUGAGGUUGCAAAUGCAGUGAUGAAGUUUUUUAACUAUCCUACUUUAGGCAAAGGGUUGAAUAGUACCUUCAUUACAUUGGUUCCCAAGGUUAAGGAGGCUACUAAGGUAGAGGAAUUCAUACCUAUUUCUCUAUGUAAUGUACUAUACAAGAUUAUAACCAAAAUUUUGGCUGAUAGGCUUGGAUCAGUUUUACACAAAAUCGUGGGAAAAGAGCAAAAUGCUUUUGUUGUUGGAAUGAAAAUUCAAGAUAAUUUGAUUCUUGCCAGUGAGUUACUGAAAGGUUGGAUUAAGGCAUGUAUUACAUCUGUUUGGUUCUCUAUUCUUGUCAAUGGAAGCCUUUGUGGCUUUUUCCAACCAUCUAGAGCUAGGAAAUCAAAUCUCAUAGUUUCUGACCAAUUUUUUGCUGAUGAUUUGCUUGUGGUGGUUAAGGCUAACAUGGCUUCAGUGUUAACUCUUAGAAGAAUAAUGCAGAAUUUUGAGGACUCUUUUGGUUUACCUAUAUCUAAUAAAGGACUGAAGAGGAUUGAUUGCAAGCCUCUGUUAGAUAAAGCAUCUGUUUUCAUAUUACCAUCUACUGUCAUUAAUGUUCUUAAGAGACGGAUGAUAAAUUUUGUUUGGGGGCAUGAGGAUAGCACUGUUAAGUUAUAUGGAUUAUGUUGGAAGAAAAUCACUGCUCCUAAACAAGAGGGAGUUCUAACUGGGAUAACUUACAGAGAAGGGGAAUUUCUCUUGCUUCUAGAUGUUGUUUGUAUGAAAAUAAUGAGGAAUCAGUUGAUCAUGUUUUUAUCUAUUGUAGUUAUUCUUGGCAGAGGUCCUCAUGUUGUUACUUUAUCUGACUCUGAUAUUUCGGAUAAUGAAGACAAUGAAGUUCAUGAUGAACAGGUACAAGAGGCUGAAAAGGACGAUGAAAUAUUGAAGAAGAUGGUCGAAGAAACCAUUGAAGUCAAACAGACAAUCAAUAAGCUAGUAAAAAAGCUUAUCUAA
This is a messenger RNA of Cornus florida, 1614 nucleotides long. RefSeq lists its product as uncharacterized. Bases 1 to 1614 code for a protein of 537 amino acids. The transcript is spliced from 9 exons. The record is from RefSeq and is a predicted model, not a curated record. NCBI's taxonomy places the organism in Eukaryota, Viridiplantae, Streptophyta, Magnoliopsida, Cornales, Cornaceae.